GCUUUAGUUCUUCUACAUAGUAGAGUACAUUCAGAGCUUGCAACAGUAGCACGACAACAAGCACCCCAGACAAACACUAAUUCACAAUGGCCUCAAUUCUCUGCUCAGCUUAGGUGUGUAUAAAUUGCGCACUAGAACUCUUUUUUAAAUUUCUCUCUACCUCCCAUCCACCUCCCUUCUACUUCCACCCCAAGCAACUCUCCUCCGGCAACCCUGAACUUUCCCACGGCUAGCGAACUAGCCAAAGCUUCACCAGAAAAGAAAGAAGCCAUGUUCGACAACGUGUGCAGCCUCCCUCUCUCCAGCGACCUGUUUGCGCAGGCAAUACAUCCCACCGAGCCUCUUUUUGCAGUUGGUCUUUCAUCGGGUCAUGUUCAAACAUUUCGCAUUCCUCCAACAAAUGACGGCUCGACUGGGUUGAAAAAUGGCUUUGGACACAUCGACACAGCUUGGAGAACAAGACGACAUAAAGCCAGUUGUCGGUGCUUAGGGUUUGGGAUUGAUGGCGAGACACUUUAUUCAGCGGGCGCAGAUGGUUGGGUUAAAGCUGCAAAAGCAGAGACUGGCGUAGUAAAUUUGAAGAUUGCGGUUCCACGACUGGGGGAAGGGACCCAAUCCCGCAUUGACCCUCCCACUGUGAUUCAUGCACUUUCCCCAGAGACACUUAUUCUUUCAACAGACUCUGGUGCGCUCCAUCUUUUCGACCUUCGUGUACCUCCCUCUUCGAUUUCUCAAAAAGCGCAGCAAACUCACCACCCACACGACGAUUAUGUCUCUUCGCUUACACCACUUCCCCCAUCUGAGGCAAGCACUUCGGGGUUUAGCAAACAAUGGGUCACGACUGGUGGCACGACCAUAGCGGUGACGGACUUGCGCAGAGGAGUUUUGGUUCGCAGUGAGGAUCAAGAAGAGGAACUAAUCAGCUCGGUCUACGUUUCUGGGUUGAAAGCGGGUGGCUCGAGUAAAGGAGAAAAACUUGUUGUUGGGGGAGCAAGUGGGGUAUUGACUUUGUGGGAGAAGGGGGCUUGGGAUGACCAGGAUGAGAGAAUUGUUGUGGAUCGGCAACCUGAUGGAGGCGAAUCUCUCGAGGUAUUAUCAUUACUUCCCGAUAGUCUUGGAGCAGGCAAAGUCGUUGCUGUUGGCCAAUCAGAUGGGGCUGUCCAAUUUGUUCAGUUUGGAAUCAAUAAGGUCAUCUCGAAGGUUGUACACGAUGAGUUGGAGGGAGUUGCAGGCUUGGGAUUCGAUGUCGGAGGACGAAUGAUUAGUGGUGGUGGAUCGAUUGUUAAGGUCUGGCAUGAGGCCGUAGAAGGUGAAGGGGACGACGAAAGUGAGGGAGAGGAACAAGAGGAUCAACAUCGAUCUGGGAAACGGUUCAUAGUGGGUAGUGAUGAUAAUAGCGAUGACGACAGUGACAAUGGGCACAAGCAGGGGCAGAAAAAGCGCAAGAAGAGAAAGAAGGGCAAAGGCAAAGAAAAAAUAUGUGGACCACAUGUCAUUGCAUUUAAAGGACUUGAUUGAGCUUGUCGAAUUUUUCCACGACCGUGUUUGAUACCCAGGCUUUCCCAGUUGUUGUUUCCCAACAACUUAAAACCAGCGGACGAAUUUGUGGUAAUACAUGGACGAAAUAAGUGGCGGGAUGCUUUUUUUGAAUUUUUUGGACAUUUUUAUGCUCUUGUUACUAGUGAGCGCUCUAGAGUUUCUUUUUGCUAUUAUUACAUAGAUUUCCGGUUCCAUUCAGAACAGACACUUGAAUAACUGGAGCAGGGUGAUUUUUUGCCCGCUGUUGUCUAACUGUCGUAUACCUGGCAAACCUUGCUUCCAGUAAACGCGCCUGUGAUUUAAAACCAACUUACUAAUAAUAAAUACGCUGGUUCACGGCGGGAGAUUUAUUUUUCAUCGGA
Molecule: messenger RNA, 1901 nt
Organism: Blastomyces dermatitidis ER-3
Lineage: Eukaryota; Fungi; Ascomycota; Eurotiomycetes; Onygenales; Ajellomycetaceae
Product: WD repeat-containing protein JIP5
Exons: 2
Coding region: 271-1518 (415 amino acids)
Molecular function (GO): protein binding
Source: RefSeq, a predicted model, not a curated record